Molecule: messenger RNA, 3465 nt
Organism: Trichobilharzia szidati
Lineage: Eukaryota; Metazoa; Platyhelminthes; Trematoda; Strigeidida; Schistosomatidae
Source: the annotation of a GenBank genome assembly
AUGCGGUCCAACUGUAAUGGACCUGGUGUUGUUAUACCACCAGAACCAUAUUCAAAUAUCAAGAAUGAAGAAAGCAAUAACGGAGAUGAUAAUGUCGACGAGGAGGAGGAAGAGGAUGAUGAUGAUGAAGUUGAAGAAGAAGAGGAGGAAACCGGUUCUAUUUUAAGUGUGAAAAAUAUAAACAACAAUAAUAAUUGUCAAAUUAUGGAUGUUGAUAAACAGAAAUUCACUGAUCCAAUUGAUAUGCAAUCAUCAAGUGUCAGGUAUAUUGUUGAUACACAGCCACCAACAUUUAAUAUGCAUUCACGAAGUUCAGUGAAUAAUAAUACUGUCACAGAGAAUCAUAUGCGACGACCGGUGAGCUCUUUAGCCUUACCACUUAAUCCUUUAAUAAUAACAUCAACAACAAACACAGUAACAAGUGAAUAUUUAAAUCAUAUUCAACCUGUCCUCGCCUCCUCUCAUGCAUCCAAUACACAACAUCAAUUCUCCUCUGAUGAUGCUCAUUUAAUUCAGUAUCAUAGACCAUUGCAUCAUCAAUCAGCUCAACAAUGUUCUUCAGCAUCCCCGUUUACCUGUGAUAAUAAUAAUAAUACUAUUGUACAUUCAAAGCCAUUGUGUACUACUUUACCGAAUUUAACAAGUCAACCUUUGGAACAGGUGAAUAAUAUUCUGUUACCAAAUCAAAUGUCUACGCCUUACUUGGUUCAACAUUCAUCUGACAGUCAAACAACUUUACCAACAGAUUGUUCAAAUCGAAAUAAUAAUGGACAUUUAGUUGUCGGUAGUGGUGGUGGUGAUACCUACAUGGAUACUUCUUUGACUCAUCCUUAUCGUGAUGGUGUUUCGCCUAACUACUCAGCUAACAAUAAUAAUACUAAUAAUAAUACCCUAGGUCAAAUGCAGUGUACAUUAUUAACACCAGUUCCGUAUACAAAGGAAUUAAAAAGUGAUCAACCCAUGUUUAUUAUAUCAUCUGUUGUUGGGAAUAAUAAUAAUAAUAAUAGUAGUAAUAAUAAUAAUAACAAUAAUAAUCAACAACAGAUUUCCAAACCAGAUUUAACCCCUUCACAUACUGUAGUAGAAUCUGCAACAGCUAUUCGGCAUGAACCUCAUAGUAUACCACAAUUGACCAAUAAACACAGCUAUUCAGGAACACAAGAACUCCACAGAAAAAUGAGUGAUUAUAUAUCUGAUGUAUAUGAAAGUCAUAUCAAUCAUUUUACAUCGAAUUCAAUGAGCAGUUUUCAAAAUUCUGCAACAACGACAACAAUAGUUUGUGCUCCAUCUCUUACUGCCUCAACAAAGGCUAAUCUGAAUAAUCCCCAUUGUAUUAAUACCUCAAAUAAUUCAAUACCUGUGACGUCAAAUUUACCGGUUAAAAUCUCUGAUGCUUCCUCUCAAACUCUACCAGAAAUAAUUGAUCUAGACGGUUUACCAGCUUCACUGUCAACAUCAUUUUCUACUACAGUAGUAGUGACAACCUCGGAAAUGUAUACCAGUACCCAUGACAAUCAUCAUACAGAGAAUGAUAAUAAUAAUAAUAAUAAAAAUGAUUUUAGGAGUAAUAACAACAAUAACAACGAUAUAGAUAGUUCAAAUACAGUGAAAACUGAACCGAAUGAAAUGAAAUUUAGUGUAGAUGAUUCUGGCAAUCCCAAUACAGUAUCUCAACAACAACAACAACAGCAGCAGCAACAACAACAACAACAAAAUUCUCGUCAAAGAAGAAUGCCAGCGUUAAAACACUUACAGUUACCAUCGACAUGCAGUUCUACACUGUUACGACAGACAAGUAUUCCUAAAGGUUACUUUUUAUCAACACCAGAAGUUAUCAAUGAACUUGGUCGUUUAGAUAGUCAUCGAAAUAAUUCAGAUACUACUAAUAAUUCAGAUACUACAAAUCCACUUGGGCAUGCAUUAUCUCCAGCUGAUUUAAUAUAUCGACUGGGAUUACAUCAACUCUUAUCAUUAUCACCGGUUCCGUUAACUUCACGUGAUUCACCAGUGUUUUCAGCUAAUCAUAGCCCUACACCAAAUUUAAUACCAUCGAAUUCAAAUAUUGGAAGUAAUCAGAAUAAUACAGGGAAUAUUGGUGCUAGCAGUAGUACUAAUGCUACUUCUACGACUACCACUAUGACUAUUGCUCAGCCUUCAUUAGUCAGUCAGUCUUCGUGUAUGGAUAUGCCGUCUGUUCAGUGUGAAUCUGAAUCUCAGAACUCACCAAAUGUGCUUCCAAAAUAUGCCAAACGAUCAAAGUAUUCUUAAGUGCAUAGAAGAAGAAUAAAUAUCUGGACACAUACAUCUAUAUAUACAUAACCCCACACCUCCCUUUACACACACACAUGCAUAAGACAGACAAUUCACAGAAACUUUCUCAAGAUGACUAAUAUUCGUUUUAUUAUUAUUAUUAUUAUAUUUUUUCAUCACAGAGAACAAAUUCACUGUAAAACAUGAAAAGACUCACCCAUUCUCUUUUUUACGGAAGAAAUUUUCAUUAUUGUUAUUAUUAUGCGCCAUAUAUUACAUCAUAAAAUGGGAUCAGCUUUUGUCUUGCAUAUUGCCCUGCCCUAAUAUCUGUUACUAUUUUCCUUAUUCAUAUCUAUUCCCCCCCCCGCCCACUCUGUCUGUCUCUUACUCACUCAUUCUCAGUUGUUACACCUGCUCAAAAGAAUAUCUUCAUCACCAUCAAUAUCAUCGUUAUCAUUCUUAUUAUUAUCCAGAAUAUAAACGAACCUACUCAACAACAAAAAUCUCAGUACAUUAUUAUUAUUAUUAUAAUCUGAGCAUUUUCCCCUGUGUCCUCACCCACGCACACACAGACACACACGCACGCACGCAUACAUACAUACAUGUACCGACGACUAUUUUACCUUUUUUCUUACUUCCAUUAUUAUUUUGUCUGUUAUGGAUUAGUUAACCUUGGAUUCCCCAUCCCCCGUUCCCGAGUAAUACUCAUAUAAUAAUAAUAAUAUUUCUAUGAAUUCUGUACAAAACUCUAUAAGGUUUUCAUCCUUUUUGUUGUUGUCUAAACCGAUGCAAACUGCUCAUUAUCCGUAAAAGUGAUUGAUAGGUGUGGUUGGUGGUAGGUUGAUAGGUUUGUAGGUACGUAGGUAGGUGGUUAACACCUUGAACCUGGUGAAAAUUUUUUCAAGUUUAUUUAAUGCUAGAUAAAUUUCACUAUUUUACUAUCUACUUUUUUAUCGAUUUCUGUUUUUGUUUGCGUGUGUGUGUGUGUGCCUUUCAUUUCUCGCUAAUCUCUUCCACUGUUAUCACAUCAUCAACAGUUAAUUCUUGUUAUUUGUAAGCUAAUUUAAUUAACUCUAGUUAAUUGAUCAUGUUGCGUAGACACAGCAGUGAAGUUUGUUUAUUCUAAAAGCAGUGAUGAAUACUGUUCAGUCUCCCUCUCUCUCUCUCUUUCUUACUCUCACGCUCUCUUCUCGUGCGUGGGUGUCUUCCUUGCAC